Pungitius pungitius (ninespine stickleback) is the source of this 2646-nucleotide messenger RNA. RefSeq lists its product as uncharacterized. NCBI's taxonomy places the organism in Eukaryota, Metazoa, Chordata, Actinopteri, Perciformes, Gasterosteidae. The record is from RefSeq and is a predicted model, not a curated record. The transcript is spliced from 16 exons. Gene Ontology annotation, molecular function: histone H4K20 methyltransferase activity; protein binding; transcription regulator activity. Gene Ontology annotation, cellular component: polytene chromosome; nucleus. Gene Ontology annotation, biological process: regulation of transcription by RNA polymerase II; regulation of DNA damage response, signal transduction by p53 class mediator. The coding region runs from base 358 to 2052 and encodes 564 amino acids.
UUGUGGGGCCCAAAAUGAGGGACCCCACUAGAAUUAUCAUCAUAUAUGGGCUCACAAGCCUCCCCUGACAUGCCUGUAGCUUUUUUAGCACAUGUCUCACAAAGUCAGAAAGUAUGGAAAAGUGUGUGUGAUGUGUGUGUGGAUUUUUUACUCACUAGUGCCCCAAGUGUUGGAAAGGUGGUAUAACAUCACACACACACACUUCCUGGUGUGUGUAAGAAUUCAGCCAAUGAGGGGCCUCUAUGAAAUCUCGCGAGAUUUUUCGUGAAGUCAUUAGCGAGAUCUCAUGUCUCAGCAUACCAAAGCCAUGCGGUGUUGGCUGCUCAACUGGGAACUUUGCGGAGAAUAAGAGCCAUAAUGUUGAAAAGGAAAGCCCGGAUACGUCCGACUGAUGAUGCGGAGUUACACAUUCGGUCUUCGAGGGACAAACCCUGGUUUGAGGAAAGAUUCAUUGAUGUCCACAAAGGGAGGGGAGUGUUUGCUACCCAGCCGAUCGAACACGGGGAUUUUGUCUUGGAGUACAGGGGAGAACUUGUAUCAUUGGAAGAAUGCCAAUCAAGACAGUACACAGGGACACAGAGUACAUUUCUGUUUGAAUUUGAAUGGCAGAAAUGCAACUGGUGUAUUGAUGCAUCAAGAGAAGAUGGAUCCCUUGGAAGAUUAGUGAAUGACAACCACAAAUCUCCAAACUGCAUCAUGAAAAAGAUUAUAGUAAACAACAAGCCACAUUUGUGCAUUUUUGCUGUAAAGAACAUCGAAGCAGGAUCUGAAAUUGAUUACAACUAUGGUGAUUCAAAAUGGCCAUGGCGUCAAAAGGUGAAAAACUAUGAGGCCCCUGCUGUGACUAUAGAGACAGAAGACACCCCUUUAAAUCUGACUUCACAUGGGGAAUCACGCAGAGAGGAAGCCAUAGCCCAGGUAACCAACUAUGAGGCCCCUGCUGUGACUAUAGAGACAGAAGACACCCCUUUAAAUCUGACUUCACAUGAGGAAUCACGCAGAGAGGAAGCCAUAGCCCAGGUAACCAACUAUGAGGCCCCUGCUGUGACUAUAGAGACAGAAGACACCCCUUUAAAUCUGACUUCACAUGAGGAAUCACGCAGAGAGGAAGCCAUAGCCCAGGUAACCAACUAUGAGGCCCCUGCUGUGACUAUAGAGACAGAAGACACCCCCUUAAAUCUGACUUCACAUCAGGAAUCACGCAGAGAGGAAGCCAUAGCCCAGGUAACCAACUAUGAGGCCCCUGCUGUGACUAUAGAGACAGAAGACACCCCUUUAAAUCUGACUUCACAUGAGGAAUCACGCAGAGAGGAAGCCAUAGCCCAGGUAACCAACUAUGAGGCCCCUGCUGUGACUAUAGAGACAGAAGACACCCCCUUAAAUCUGACUUCACAUCAGGAAUCACGCAGAGAGGAAGCCAUAGCCCAGGUAACCAACUAUGAGGCCCCUGCUGUGACUAUAGAGACAGAAGACACCCCUUUAAAUCUGACUUCCCAUGAGGAAUCACGCAGAAAGGAAGCUAUAGCCCAGGUGUUUUCUGUCAGAAGCCUUCCUUUAGUUCAGUAUUCCGACACUGAUGAAACCGAUGAUUUUUCUGACGACCUUCAUGAGUCAAAUGAAAGUAUGGUGGACGAAACCAACGAUGAGCAAGACCAUCCCACAUGCGCACAAGUGGUUCCAAAGAUGAGAAGGACAAAAAGCAUUCUGAUGCUUAAACUACCAGAUUUUUCUGAUGCUCUCUAUGAUUCAAGUGAAGACAGUGCAGAGAGCCCGUCCAGUUCUGAAUCCGAAAUGGCUAUACAAAGAACAAAGAGAAGCUGUUUCCGUCGCAGACUGUUGACAUCGAGACUGAGAACAUGGGGUCGUCGCAAGACAUUAUGGGAGAUACCACCAUGGAAGAGAUGGAUGUGUCAGAAGAUGACUGUGUUACAUCCCAGCAACAACGUCCCGCCACAGUGUCUCCCCAAAACCGCCCAAAAAGGUCAUUGGAAAGAAAAGGUAAACAAACUGCCGUCAAAAGAACCUGGACACCCGAGGAAGUGGCAGCGGUGAACAGGCAUCUACGGAGAUCCAUUACCAUGAACAGUGUUCCAGGCAAACAGGAGUGUCAACGUUGCAUUGAUGCAGAGCCUGAAGCUCUCCGAAUGCGAGACUGGAAGGCAGUCAAAUUCUACAUAAAAAAUAGAAUCACUACUAUGAGACGGAAGCACGAGUGUGAACUUGCUGAUGCACCGUCGAAUUGACAGGGUUAACAGUCUCUGUUUGUGAGGCCUCUUAACAGGCAAUGAUGAAUCUUCAUCUUCAUCUUGUCCCACUUUUUUUCUGAGCUCAACAAUUGUUCAAUGAGUAAACUUUUACUUUAGACCCCCCUGCUUGGAGAAAAGGAUUAUUUUCAACACUCCUCCGGUUGCCUGGUGACAUAAGUCCUAAAGAAAGAAAACCAGAACCUAAACGGUGGAGAAGUGUGUGUUUAUGGGUUUAACUGCUGAGGCGACAACGUUGUUUGGCAAGAGCUGGCUCUAAAAGUUCUUUUGUUUAAGAAAGUGGAGGCAGUAUUCAAAGUUCUUUUGUUUUUCCUCUACUCCAUUCUAAAUGUUUUGAAGGUGGCAAUAUGCACCAAUAAGUUAAUAAAGACAAAAGAACAUA